GAGCGGCGGCAGCGGCGGGAGCCAUGGCCGAGACCAUCCUGGUGACGGGCGGCGCCGGCUACAUCGGCAGCCACUGCGUGCUGGAGCUGCUGCAGGCGGGCUACGAGCCCGUGGUCAUCGACAACUUCCACAACGCCAUCCGAGGCUCCGAGGAGCUCCCCGAGAGCCUCCGGCGGGUGCAGGAGAUCGCGCACCGGCCCGUGCUCUUCCAGGAGCUCGACAUCACGGACCGGGCGGCGCUGCAGGAGCUCUUCAGGAAGCACCGCUUCUCGGCCGUGAUGCACUUUGCGGGGCUCAAGGCAGUGGGGGAGUCGGUGCAGAAGCCUCUGGAAUAUUACAGAGUGAACCUCACCGGGACCAUCGGGCUGCUGGAGACCAUGAAGGCCCACGGCGUGAGGAACAUCGUGUUCAGCAGCUCUGCCACCGUCUACGGGGAUCCCAAGUACCUCCCCCUGGAUGAGAAUCACCCGGUGGGGGGCUGCACCAACCCCUACGGCAAAUCCAAGUUCUUCAUCGAGGAGAUGAUCCGGGAUCUCUGCAGAGCAGAGAAGGACUGGAACGCCGUCCUCCUGCGCUACUUCAACCCCAUCGGCGCCCACGAGUCGGGGAUGAUCGGGGAGGACCCUCAGGGCAUCCCCAACAACCUCAUGCCCUACGUGGCUCAGGUGGCAGUGGGACGCCGGGAAUUCCUGAGCGUCUUUGGGAACGACUACAAGACCGACGAUGGAACAGGAGUCAGGGAUUACAUCCACGUCGUGGAUCUGGCCAAGGGCCACAUCGCUGCUCUGAAGAAGCUCAAGGAGAACUGUGGCUGCAAGAUCUACAACCUGGGCACAGGCACCGGCUACUCCGUGCUGCAGAUGGUCCGGGCCAUGGAGAAAGCCUCGGGGCGGGAGAUCAAGUACCGCAUCACGGCGCGGCGCGAGGGGGACGUGGCCUCGUGCUACGCUGACCCCGCGCUGGCCGAGCGGGAGCUGGGCUGGAAAGCUGCCUUUGGCCUGGACAAGAUGUGUGAGGACCUGUGGCGGUGGCAGCUGCAGAACCCCACGGGCUUCAGCAAGAACUGAGCUGUGACCGAGGGCUGGCUGAGCCCAGGAUGCUGUGAGCCAGCCCUGCCUCCUUCCCGAGGGCUGUCACUGUCCUGGGAGGGCAUUUCCAGCUCCCCUCCUGCCUCUGGCACGGGGCAGGAAGGCUGGAGCAUCCUCAGCCUCCCCCCUCCUCAUCCUCAUCCCCCAGGUCUUUGCAUCUCACAGAGCAGAACCACAACGAACACAGAACAGAGCCGGGGCCUGGAACCCCCAUGGGAACCCCCAGGGGCUGCAGCCAGCCCGGGCUGGGAGCUCCUGGGCCCUCCCUGUGCCCUGGACAUGCAGCCCUGGGGCAGCAGAGUCCUGCUGAGCCCAAACCAUUCCCUCCUGCCCCACCUGGCCCAGGGGGAGCCCAAGGCCCCUGUGCCCCUGCCCUGGCACAGACAAGGCACCAGGAACCUCCCACAGGGACCACUCACAUUCCAAGGCUUCCUCCACUCCCCCUUUUCCCCCAGCAUGGUUUUGGGGACCAAAUCUCAUCUCCCCCCUCUCCUGCUGAGCUGGAGAAGCCCCUGCCCAGGGCUGUGCCAGCCUGGCUGCCCGCAGCCCCCUGGGUGCCCGCUCCGGGCUCCUGUGGCAGCCACUGCCCACAGCCCAAGGCUGCCAAAGGCUGCCAAGAGCCAGCCCUGCCCUCCUGUCCCACACUGCUCCUGUUUAUUCCUGGCAGCUCCCAGGGCAGGGAUGACGCAGCCGGCCCCGUGUGCUGGCGGCUGGAUGAAUAACUUAUGAAUUGAGCUUUUGAUUUGUUUUUAAAAUAAACUUUCCUACUUUCUAA
Molecule: messenger RNA, 1863 nt
Organism: Melospiza melodia melodia
Lineage: Eukaryota; Metazoa; Chordata; Aves; Passeriformes; Passerellidae
Gene: GALE
Product: UDP-galactose-4-epimerase
Exons: 11
Coding region: 24-1067 (347 amino acids)
Biological process (GO): beta-D-galactose catabolic process via UDP-galactose, Leloir pathway
Cellular component (GO): cytosol
Molecular function (GO): UDP-glucose 4-epimerase activity
Source: RefSeq, a predicted model, not a curated record